Messenger RNA from Penicilliopsis zonata CBS 506.65, 4056 nucleotides. RefSeq lists its product as hypothetical. Gene Ontology annotation, cellular component: cytoplasm. The transcript has 2 exons. Gene Ontology annotation, biological process: autophagy; response to starvation. The record is from RefSeq and is a predicted model, not a curated record. NCBI's taxonomy places the organism in Eukaryota, Fungi, Ascomycota, Eurotiomycetes, Eurotiales, Aspergillaceae. Gene Ontology annotation, molecular function: protein binding. The coding region runs from base 485 to 3802 and encodes 1105 amino acids.
CUCUUGCAAGGACCCCUAAACAACAAUCACAACAACAACGCUGCCAAACAUCACACUUUCUUCUCUCUAGAGUUUUCAAAUUAAAUCGUACGACCGUACGCUCCUCUGUAUUUAACUUAGUCUGGCAGACAAGCUCUGCUAUCGCGUCUGUCAGGCUUACACAGAAGCUCCGCGCGUCUCUCCCGCGGUGAAAGCGCUAGAUACGCUUCCCUGGACGCUGGACGCCUCAGUCUCUCCAGUGUGGUCCUUUCGUCUCAUCUACGGUCCGCUGGUGGUCUCAUCGAAGAUUUUCAAGUCGAGUGCAUCUCGGCUUGGAACAGUUUGCGUGACAGAGACCCGCCUGUCAUCGACAAAGACGACGUGUAGUCGUCUCUCUCUACUGGUGCCACCCGUUCCUGAGGCUUCGUGACAAGUCUCGAGGACGGUCCGGCCUCCUGCUUCUGACUUUGCCUCUCGGAGGCUUGUUCCGUGCAGAGCCAUUUGAAUGCCCCCGGCAGCUUCUGACGAACCUUCCUACCAGAACAGCCAGUCCUUUGCCGACCAGAGUCCCCUUUCCCAGGACCCGAACCGGCCGAAUCCAGAGCAUGAGUCAACCGGGAAAAGCAAGAAGAAAGGGAAGAAAGAAUCAAAGGGAAAGGAUAAAGCGGCCAAGCAGGCUGUCAGACCACAGCAUGAAGAUCUACUCGAGCCCGAGCCCCCUUUGAAACCGGAGCCGUCUUCAUGCCCGAAUCCUUCUUUCAAUAUCCCCAUGGAUAACGCGCUUGGUUCGCCCGUGUUGGGUGCGCUUGGGUCGUUGGGAGUGACACAAGAGAGCGAUACCGCCUAUCGUACGGAUACCUGGACCAAGUCCAUACCUUUUGGGAAGAGCCCUCCGUGUGAUCCCAUCGAUAGCGACUUUGCCAACGGGUCACCGUUUAGUCUGCCUAGUCAUGUGGAGCGAGCUGGUGGCUUCAGCCAUCCAUCGUCGGCUUCAUCACCGCCGGCCCGGAGAGCGAGGCCCUUGAGCUACGGGAAUGGCUACUUGAGCUCUGGCCUGUCAAGGCAGCAGUCUACGGACCGUCAGAAGAGCCGUUCGCUCAACAGCCCAUACCAGAACCCGAUUCCUCUGCCUCAUAUGCCGCAGGCGCAUUUUCACGGGGCUCCUGAGAUCGACCUUCCCCUUAUCUCUGCCCCGAAUCGGACGGCCGCAGAGGAAGCCUACUCGUUUUGCGCUUUCGACAGGAUCUCAAGUUCUUCUUUCAAGACCUCAAGAAUGGGCGGAAGCGUUCUUCUCACCGGCACUGACGGUGGCUUGGAAGUGCUCGCCAUUGAAGACCGCAAGACCCGGCCUAUCGGACAGCUCUCUGGUCUUAACGGUCGUGUCGUCGAGGCCAAAAUUUUAGACUGGGGCGUUCUUGACGGCCCUCUUUCAUCGUCUACGCCUCAUGUCGCUGUUGUCAUCCAUGGACCUUGUGCUCGGAAUGAAGUCGGAGGGGGAGCCCCCUCAUCUGCUGGCUCAGAAAAUAAUGAGGCUCCUUCCAUAAGAGGCGCACCCCUAGACAAGGUAUCGGAUGACGCGGUUUAUUACCAAACAAGAGCCGAGAUAUACUCAUUACGGACUGGAGGACACAUCACAACUCUCUUCACCAGCAAGCCCGUUCCUUGCUAUGAGAACAUCCCCGGAAUGCCUGUGUUUGCGCCACCUCCAGUAGGGAAUCUGAAGUUCUAUGCCAGCAGCAACCAUCUGGUCUUGGCAUCAGGUGUCAGUGGUGAGGUAUACAUAUAUGGCAUUUCCCCUUCUUCCGCUUCCAACGUGUAUCGUUGUCUCGGGAAGACUUGGACCAGUAUACAGUCUCGAGAAUCUCGCCGGUAUUCCACCUCAUCCAGCUCUACGGAUCCCGAUGGCUCCCAGAAUGAUUCGCCCAACAGCGCUCGCGGGUCAGAGAAUCCAAUUCUAUCUCUGAGGGGAAGAUGGCUUGCCACUGUGCCUCCGUCUGCAACGUAUCGAGCCUCACUUCAUGGCAGCGUGCCAGCAUCCCUGGUCCAUGGAAAGAUUUAUGGGCUGGAGACGCGUAGCCCACCAUCCCGGCCAGCGGUGACUUGCACAACCGACCUUGGAGAAGGGGAAAGUUUCUUCAACAAGAUGGCUCGUGGCGUGACCCAGGAGCUUGUGCGGGGGGCUCGCUGGAUGGGGGACCAGGGACUUCAAGCCUGGAAUAACUACUGGAAUAAAGACCAGCCGCAAAGCCAGAGCACGGCCUUCCGACGCCCCUCGUACGCACCUGAUAUGUCACAGCAAGGUUACAGCCCUUUUCCCCCAACUCACGCGCAGGACACCCAAGCUGCCUCGCCUGUUGAGCCCGAUCUUGUGUCCAUCAUUGACCUGAGGAAACUGGAAGAUGGAGCCGAGGCAAAGAACGCAUUCAUCAAUCCUGUUGUUUCCUUUCAAGCCCCCAAUGGGUGCAGUUUUUUGUCUUUCUCUCCAAGCGGUCUUAUGCUCCUUACAGCGAGCAGAAAGGGCGAUGUUCAAUAUGUCUGGGAUCUCAUGCAAUCGAAGCACUGCCGAACGGGAGCUUUCAUUACUGCAGAUGAAUCCUCGGCACCCGGUCCGAAUGUACGCCAGGUCGCUCGCUAUGCACGUCUGACAACGUCCACCAUCGUGGAUGUUAUCUGGACUGCUCCUCUUGGUGACCGACUCGCGAUCAUCACCCGGAAGGGAACUGUGCAUGUCUUUGACAUGCCGAGAAGUGCUUUCCAGUGGCCUCCAUUUCGUCGAUCGAGACCUAUAGUUCGCAAGCCACACACUAUCGAUACGCCUACGGAUGAGGUGUCGGAGCGGACGAACUCACCCAACCCACUUUCGGCGGCAAUCAAGCUGAUGGGUGGCACGACUCAGCCCAUCAUUGCUGCUGUCCGAGGCCGAGCUCCAUCGACAGGCAGUGCCUUCCCUAGUGUGGGUGGGUUUGGGAUCACGUCUGCAGCUGGAGUCCGCGGCGGCAAAGCCGUGGCUGCGGGUCUAAGCAAAUCAGUGGGCGCAGCCGCUGGGACGAUGAACACACUCCGGCACGUCGGUGAGAACCGACUUCACCUGUCUGGGCUGUCGCGAGACCCAGCUGUGUCGCGGGUAACUUGGUUUAGCAGCAAAGGCCAGGUAUUUCUUGGCCUGGUGGACCAAGGGUUCUUCAGGAUGUACUCGGUUGUGUACACGGUUUCCAACCAGAGAUCCCGAUUGUAUCACUCUGUCAUUGGUACCAAGGGCGCAGAAAUCAAGCUGCCGGCUUAUAUGCAGAGCAGCUGUGGACCCAUGCAUAUCUCUACCUUCAAUCCACACACGACUGUGAGUGCAUCUUUGGCCUUGCCGUCAUCAAUCCAGCAUCCGUCUGCUGCAGCCAAGACAAGGUGUCAGCCGCUUUCUCAGGCGGAGAUUGAAACCAAUGCCCCUUUCCAGCCAUUUCAUACCGAUCAGAGGGUGAGCCUCCAUGUGCUCUCAUCCAGUAGCGAAUCCCAUCGCUCAGUCGACCACGAUCCUCCCUCCGAGCAGUGGGUCUUUGGUGGGGAGAUCGCCAUGUCUAAGAUCCACGUUCGCCCGUUCAGUCCUACCGAUGAUGAAGGAGAUCACCACAGCCCGGAUGCCGGGUUCGGGGAGAUGGAGAAUCUCAUCAGUCUUGGAAAUAGCACCAGCAACGUUGAGGAGGUUGUCAUUACGACACGGCGGAAGAAGCGAAGCUCCGCCCGGUUUUCUCCCUCGGCUCAAGCUGACAUCGACGACGGUUUCUUCGAGAAUGACUGCGAGGUCCUCGAUUUUGCUCGCGAUCGCGUCUAGUUUUGAAUUCUUAUUUUUUUUUUUCCCCUCCCUUUUAGAAGUUUGCUCAAUUGGGCGUUGGGAUGGCGCACUUUCCAGUUGGAUUCUUGACCCUCUCUCUCGACUUUGCAAUAUACCAUUCAUUCAUUCACAUGCAUAGGCAUUAUUAUUGACAUGCCAUUGUUGACAUAGAUUGCUGUUAUACUUCUUGUCUAUCGAUGAUACUGGUGCUCCCGCAGAGGUUUUUUUUUUUUUUUUUUUUUUUUUUUUUUUUC